CGCUCGAAGAACCCUAAAAAGAGGGGCCAUUUAGGUUUGUAGAUUCGUGGCAGGGGAAAUUAGAUCGCCAGAGCUAGUGGCGCGGCAUCGCCAUCAUGUUUACCCGAUUCUUUGGCAAGCCCAAGCAGGAGGCAGCUGCGACCACAGUAGCGACGCUCGACAAGCUCAAUGAGACGCUCGAGAUGCUCGAGAAGAAGGAGCGAGUGCUGCAGAAGAAGAUCGCGGCGGAGGUGGAGAGGGCGAAAGGAUUCACUCGGGAGAAGAACAAAAAGGGUGCUAUUGCGUGCUUGAAGAGAAAGAAGCUCUACGAGAUUCAAGUAGAGCAACUUGGGAACUUCCAGCUUCGCAUUCACGAUCAGAUGAUUAUGCUCGAGGGUGCUAAAGCCACUACCGAAACCGUCGACGCGCUGAGAAGUGGGGCUCAUGCCAUGAAACAAAUACAAGCAGAGACAAACAUUGAUGACGUAGACAAGACCAUGGACGAGAUCAACGAACAGACAGACAACAUGAAGCAAAUCCAAGAAGCGUUGUCUUCGCCAUUCGGAGGCACAGACUUCGACGAGGAUGAAUUGGAGCAAGAGCUGGAAGAUCUGGAAGGCCUGGAACUGGAGGAGGAACUCCUCAAGCCAGCGACCACGGCUCCAGCGACACAGCUCCCAGCAGCUCCAGCGCGUCCGGCGCAACCAGCUCGCCAGCGAGCUCCAGCACAAAAGCAAAGCACCGCCGAGGACGACGAGCUUGCUGCCUUGCAAGCCGAGAUGGCCUUGUGAAAAUCCAAGCCAGCUUUGUGUAUAUAGAGUACACACACCAACAUAUCCCUACAGGUGAUUGAUUUCCUCGAGCGAAGAAAGGCCGUGCUUUUCUAUUUUCUAUCGAAGGCCCGGGAGAGCGAAAGGCAGUGCUACUACUGUAUAGAAGACUCGUUUGUUUGUUUUCAAGUUAAAUAAGGAUAUUCUUCUCGACUA
Molecule: messenger RNA, 965 nt
Organism: Selaginella moellendorffii
Lineage: Eukaryota; Viridiplantae; Streptophyta; Lycopodiopsida; Selaginellales; Selaginellaceae
Product: vacuolar protein sorting-associated protein 32 homolog 1-like
Exons: 6
Coding region: 96-770 (224 amino acids)
Biological process (GO): vesicle budding from membrane; late endosome to vacuole transport via multivesicular body sorting pathway
Cellular component (GO): multivesicular body; ESCRT III complex; cytoplasmic side of plasma membrane
Source: RefSeq, a predicted model, not a curated record